Monascus purpureus is the source of this 647-nucleotide messenger RNA. NCBI's taxonomy places the organism in Eukaryota, Fungi, Ascomycota, Eurotiomycetes, Eurotiales, Aspergillaceae. The record is from the annotation of a GenBank genome assembly.
UUUUUAUUAAUAUUGCAUUCUUUUCGAUAGCUGCUAAACAGAGUACACUCUUUUUAUUUACUUCAUUGAAUACCCCUAUCAAAAUGUCGUCGAUAUCAAUCGCAACCCUCCCGCGCAUGACACGAGAUGCCCUAUCCACCCUCCUGCUCUCUACAAGUUCACCUAACAAACUCGCCAUAAUCGACGUUAGAGACUCAGAUCAUAUAGGCGGCCACAUCCACUCCUCGACUUGGGUCCCCAGCAGCAAGCUCGAGCUGCAUCUCCCGGAACUCGUCCGGACACUACAAGAUAAAGAGAAAGUUGUGUUUCAUUGUGCGCUGAGCCAGCAGCGGGGUCCGUCUGCUGCCUUGCGGUAUGCGAGGGAGCGAGAGCGUGUUCUGGGACCGGAGAAAAGCAAGACGCAGGAGGUCUAUGUGCUUGAAGGCGGAUUUGUGAGGUGGCAGGAGAAAUAUGGAAAGGACACGAGGUUAACGGAGGCUUAUGUUGAGGAUAUUUGGAGGGAAUAUUGAUAUUAGAUUCUUCUGUUUUUCUUCCUGCCUUCUUUCUUAGCUUUCUUGGGUGGGUGGGCGUUCUUUAGAGGACUAUGCUUUGCAUUGAUACCAUAGGAUAUCUGGUAGUUGUCAUGAAUAAAUGAAUACAGUCAUAGA